AUGUUCUCAAAAUUUAGUUUACCAAAAACUUACCAAACAUCAGAUAAUUUACAGAUGGGUAUAUUAAUGCCUCGAAUAUUUGAAGCAUUUUUCCAACUUAUUUUAUGUACGACAACUCUUAUGCUGACCUGCAUCAUAAUUGUACAACGUGAAGCGGAAAAUGGAAAAAUAGCUCCUACCAGCGAAGAAAUAAAAAAAUUUCACAGGUUUCGAAAGUAUUUAAAAGCAUACGAAGAAAAACGAUGUGAUAAUAAUUCAUCAAAAACAUCUCCAAUUGAAGGAUUAAAUCUUAAACAAUUCGAAAUCGAAAAUACAAACUAA
Messenger RNA from Chrysoperla carnea, 321 nucleotides. RefSeq lists its product as uncharacterized. The coding region runs from base 1 to 321 and encodes 106 amino acids. The transcript is spliced from 3 exons. The record is from RefSeq and is a predicted model, not a curated record. Lineage: Eukaryota; Metazoa; Arthropoda; Insecta; Neuroptera; Chrysopidae.